GUAACAGUAGGGGUGUUCCUUUCAUUUUCAUGCUGAUGAGGAAGUGAUUUCCAGUCAAGACAUUUUAUUUGCUGCCGAAGUUUGCUUGUGCUUGGUUGAAUGGAGUUUUCUGAGCACAUCAAGACUGCCAAUGUAGAGGAUGUUGUGCUCCAACAGCCUCUGCACCCACCAAGCAGGGGCACCCUAUGCAUCACUGGCCACCACCUGCUCUUCUCCCACCGGGAGGAGCAGGACAGCUCCGGCCAGGUUCUGCUCCUUCUCAGAAACAUUGAUGCCAUAGAGAAAAGCAGUGUGGAAAACCUUUCGGGGUACUUGGGCCCCUUUACUAAUGUGGUCAACAGCAAAAGGGCUUCUGGAUCUUCAGGGACUAUCAUCAUCAAAUGUAAAGAUCUGUUUGUACUUCAGCUUGACAUCCCAGGCAUGGAGCAGUGCCUCAACAUUGCACAAUCUAUUGAGACCCUUUCCUGUCUGGACUGUGUGGCGGACAUGUACCCCUUCUUCUACAGACCAUGUGAUGCCAUCUUCUGCGACCAGUGGGGCCUCUCCAACCCUGAGAAGCAUUACACUGAAAUGGAGGAGCUGCUGCUGUCGACUUCCCUGAGACAUUGGCGUCAAGACACCCGUGGACGUACACCUCCGACUAUCAGUUGCAGAGGGUUACCGAAUUGGAACCAUGAUGUGACGGGUUGGUCGCAUGGUGAUGCGGGUUUCGUUCUCCCAAGGAUGCAGUCGGGCUUCGGACACAGCGUGCAGCAUGAGAGGUGGAGACUGAGCACCGUGAACCGAGACUACUCGGUAUGUGUGUCUUACCCCACUGCUGUCAUUGUGCCCAAGGAGAUUAGUGAUGACACGUUGAAAAAAGUGGCCAAGUUCAGGCAGGGUGGCCGUUUCCCCGUCCUUUGCUACUACCACAGGAAGAAUGGCAUGGUGAUCAUGCGCAGCGGUCAGCCACUCACCGGAGCCAAUCGGAAGCGCUGCAAGGAAGACGAGCGCCUUCUGCAGGCUGUGAUCGAGGACUCGGACAAAGGCUACAUUAUUGACAUGCGCUCGGCUCAGCAGGCACAGCAGGCCCGGAUGACGGGCGGCGGGUUUGAGUCCAAAUCCUGUUACAACAGCUGGAGGAGACUGCACAGACACAUGGAAAGGGGGAAAACACUCCAGGAGAGUCUAAUCAAGCUGGUGGAGGCCUGUGCUGACAAAUCCCACAAUAUGGGCCGCUGGCUGAGUAAACUAGAAAAUUCAAAGUGGUUGUCUCACGUCCAGACUGCUCUGUCAACUGCUGGCCUGCUGGUAGAGUGUCUGGAGAGGGAUGGUCACUCAGUUCUGAUUCACGACUCUGACGGGAUAGACUCCACUCUUCUUGUCAGCACGCUUGCACAACUCAUCAUGGACCCAAGUUGUCGUACACUCGAGGGCUUCCUGGGUCUUCUCGAGAGGGAGUUUGUACAGGCAGGACAUCCAUUCCAGCAGCGAUGCGCCCACUCUGCCUUUUCCCACGCUCGUCUCCAACAAGAGUCCCCUGUCUUCCUGCUGAUGUUGGACUGUGUGUGGCAGAUAUGGCGCCAAUUUCCCCUUGCACUUGGCUUUUCAGAGGCGCUGCUCCUGAGGCUGGCGACUGAAGCGUAUGCCUCCAAUUAUGGCACCUUUCUCAGUAACAGCGAUAUGGAACGCCAUGCUGCACAAGUAAAGGACAAAACUCAGUGUUUGUUUCGAGCCCUGUUGAAGCCAAGAGAGAGAGAGCAGUACACCAACCAGCUGUAUGAGCACACCGAGCUGGCUAUUUGGCCCUCAGUCCACCCACAGUCCUUACAGCUGUGGAGAGGCUUUUUUCUCAGAUGGACCCAACAGACUCGCCACUUAGAAGAAGUCCAGCAGGAAAUUAGGAACAUGGUCAUUGAGUCGGGGAAGACGGCACUCAGCUUUUGACCAUUGAAGAUGCAUAACUGAUGUAUUUAUAAAGAAUAAUGUUAGAAUGUGUACAUUGAUGUGCAGUUUCAUAUGAUUUUUGCAUAAAUACAGUGCAUCUUGAAAGUA
This is a messenger RNA of Nerophis ophidion (straightnose pipefish), 2034 nucleotides long. RefSeq lists its product as uncharacterized. Gene Ontology annotation, biological process: negative regulation of autophagy. The transcript is spliced from 13 exons. The coding region runs from base 100 to 1926 and encodes 608 amino acids. NCBI's taxonomy places the organism in Eukaryota, Metazoa, Chordata, Actinopteri, Syngnathiformes, Syngnathidae. The record is from RefSeq and is a predicted model, not a curated record.